This is a messenger RNA of Strongyloides ratti, 3165 nucleotides long. Its product is annotated as Nup358. The transcript has 2 exons. Gene Ontology annotation, cellular component: nuclear pore; cytoplasm. Gene Ontology annotation, molecular function: GTPase activator activity. Gene Ontology annotation, biological process: intracellular transport. Lineage: Eukaryota; Metazoa; Nematoda; Chromadorea; Rhabditida; Strongyloididae. Bases 1 to 3165 code for a protein of 1054 amino acids. The record is from RefSeq and is a predicted model, not a curated record.
AUGUCCAAUAUAAGUUGCGAGAAAGAGACUACCAAUAUUGGUGAUCAAAUAUCUGCGUAUCUUAAAGCUAACACUUCAGCACUUGGGGAGCUUAUAAAACAAAUAAUCUAUGAAAGUAAUGAAACAAGACGACAGUUAACAGAAGUGAAAAAUUCACUUGAGCAAGUUCAUGAAGGAAUGAAAAUUUUGGGUGAACGUGUAGCUGCUUUAUCCUUGUCUGACAACUCUUCAUCAUUGGAGGAAACAAAGCAACAACAUAAUUUGGAAAUGGAUCGUUUAGUUAAAGUUUUUGAAAUCGCAACAUCUAUCAAGAAGGAAGUACCCACUAAUCCACAGGUUUCAGCUUUGACCCCUCAACAACUUUUACAAAUUCAACAACAACAGCAACAAAUGGCUGCCUUUCAACAACAAGUUCUUCAACAACAGAACCUUGCCAGAAUGAUGCAAAUGCAACAAGUUCAACAAUACAAUCCAUUAUCGAUGCUUCAGGGAAUGGUUGAUUCUAAUAACACGAAACCUGUGCAACAACCUCCUGUACACACUGUUUCUCAAAAUCAAGUGACAAAUCAAGGAAAUAGUCUUUUAAAAGCUCAACUUACUCAACCAGCUUCAACUGUUGUUGUAACACCAACAAAAAAAGAGGAAGUAUCUUCAGUUAAUUCAUCACAGGGACAAUUGUCUGGUGGUAAUUCAAAUACCCCAUCAAUUUUUGGAAAGGCUCAAGUGCAAUCAAAGUCAUUUUUUUCAACUAUGCCAGUUGCUCCCAGUAGUACAGUCACAGAAAAUAAUGAAGCUAACAAAUCAGCUGUAGAAAAUGACGACGAAGCUCCAGAGGAUUUCGAACCUGAUGUUCAAUUUAAGCCUGUAGUCCCAUUACCAGAUCUUGUUAAAGUAAAAACUGGUGAAGAGGAUGAAACAGUUCUUUUCCAGGAACAAUGUAAACUUUUUCGUUUUGACGAAGAUCUUAAAGAAUUUAAAGAACGUGGUAUUGGUAAGAUAAAAAUUUUGAGAAACGAAACUACAAAGGUUACUCGUGUUGUUAUGAGAAGAGAACAGGUUCAUAAGGUUUGUGCUAACUUUUUACUUACCAAAGGAAUGACUAUUCGACUCAAGCCUAAUUCCUCAAAAGUUUGUGUAUUCAAAUGUUUUGAUAAUUCAGAUGAUACACCAGCUCAUGUAACUUUGUGCGCCAAAUUUGGUGAAGAAUCAAAUUGUUCUAGAUUUAUAUCUAUCUUCCUUGAAUCUACCAAGAAUGAUGGUGUUCAAGCUUCUUCUGGUGUCAAAGAAUUUGUACCAGGAACACCUAAGACAGAUGAAAUUAAUAAACUUGUACCUAAGAUGAAUUCAGUUAAGGAAGAGGUAACUAAAAAGUAUGAGGAACAAAGUUGUACUAAUGAAGAAGAUGAAGCAUCUGAUGAAGAUACGGCUGAUGAAAGUUAUGAAUCAUCAGAUGUAGAGUACGAAAGUAAUGAACCUAAUCAAUUUAAAAUUCCUGAAAAAGUUGCUGGAUCUUGGGAUUGUAGUAUUUGUUAUGUAAACAACCUACCAACAGCGUCCAAAUGUGUAUGUUGUGAAACUGCUCGUGAUGGUAAAGGUGACGAUGAGAAACCCAAAGCAACAUUGAAAGGAAAUGUUUUUACAAGUCCCGUGUCUAAUCAAUUUUCUUUUGGAUUUGGAGGUUUAAACACUUCGGGUAGUAAUAAUAAGCCACUUUUUGGGGCUAAAGCUACAGAUACUGAAGAAAAGAAAAGUGAUGGGACAAACAUUUUUGGACAAAAUAAAGACUCUUCAAAAACUUUUUCAAUAUUUGGAGGAAAUAAAGAAUCUGCUGUUACUACAACUUCUGAACAAAACAAAGAGCCUGAGAAGAGUAAUGUUUCUUUAUUUGACCAAGCAAAAACUAUUGAAUCACCAAAGCAACCAUUAUUUUCAUUUGCUGGUGCAACUGUAAAAACUUCCAAUGAGCCAUCUCCUUUCCAAUUUACUCCUGGAAAGACAACAAGUAGUAAUGUGUCUUUCUUUGGCGGAGCUAAACCUAGUACACCAUCUACCGAAGGUAAAUCAUUGUUUGGACAAACUUCAUUUGGAGGUUCUUUGAAAGAUGGUUCUAAAGUUACUGAAGAAAAAGGAGCAUCUACUGAAUCAAAACCAAUUAUUGGGCAAACUAGUUUUGGCGGUUCUCUUAAAAGUACUCCUGUAACUUCGGAAGAAAAAGGAUCAUCAACUGAAGUUAAAUCUGUGUUUGGUAAAAGUGCUUUCGGAGGUUCUCUUAAAGAUACUCCAAAAAAAGAUGAGCGUGAAACUAAAGUCAAUGAAAGUAAACCUCUUUUUGGACAACAAUUUUCAUUUGGAAAAAAAAGUGAUUCUAAUGAUGAUAACAAAACUAAAGCUAAUACUUCUGAACCAUUAUCAUUUGGAAAAACUACUAUGAAACCAAUUUUUGGCUCAAGUUCUUUUAGUUCAAAUACUAAUACCAAUAUAUCUAACAAACCAGAAGGCGCAAGUCUAGAAGCAACAACUAACAAAUCUGGUGGUGUUUUUGGUGGAGGUUCUCAGUCUGUAUCUUUUAGCACAAUUGCUAAAUCUGGCACUAAUUUCUUGAGUGAUAACACUAAGAAUGAAGUAGAUCCUUUUAAAGUCGAUCCUUCUAAACACAAAGUAUUUUCAUCAGCUCAAGAAAAAACGGUAAAAUCAAAUGACGACGAUGAAGAAGGUGCUGAGGAUGAUUAUCAACCGGAUAUUCAUUUUGAGCCAGUUGUUCCUUUACCAGAUCUUGUUGAUGUAAAAACAGGAGAAGAAGAUGAAGAAAUGUUAUUAUCGUAUAAAGUUCGCCUUUAUAUAAUGAAAAGUUCUGAUGGUAGUAGUGAAUGGAAAGAACGUGGAACCGGUGAAUUAAGAUUAUUGAAGUCUUCUGACACAAAUUCUUAUCGUAUUGUAAUGAGACGCGAUCAAACUCAAAAGUUAUGUGCUAAUAUGCGUUUAUAUAAGCAUAUGAAAUUCACUUAUAACAAAAUGAAGGAAAGAGUUCUUCUUUUCAAGGCAACUGAUUGUUCAGAUGAUCUUUCUAAUACAAUCCCUGAAACAUAUUGUAUAAGAUUUUCUUCAAGUGAUGAUGCAUUAAAGUUUAGUGAAGUUGCCAAUAAUAUAACUGAGAAUUUAUUGUAA